Molecule: messenger RNA, 2100 nt
Organism: Drosophila montana
Lineage: Eukaryota; Metazoa; Arthropoda; Insecta; Diptera; Drosophilidae
Product: probable peptidoglycan muropeptide transporter SLC46
Exons: 7
Coding region: 360-1889 (509 amino acids)
Biological process (GO): transmembrane transport
Cellular component (GO): membrane
Molecular function (GO): transmembrane transporter activity
Source: RefSeq, a predicted model, not a curated record
UGUUUUUAGAAAGUUUGUGAAGCGCUGAAUGGGUUAAUGUGCACAAGUGAACAUAAUAUUAUUAACUAGUAUUGACUGAAGUGUAAACGCAGCAGGGCAGGAGCUUCGUUACGCUAAAUUACUCACGCACUCACACACACACACACUCUGAAAGCGUUAACGUCGCAAAUUCUAAAGAGCGCGAACCGUGUCAGUGGCUCACUUGAGCUCGACGCGCAGAGACUGUGAGAUAAACGAAUUGAAUUGUUUUGUUUUAAUAACAACGCAACAUGAUUUGCUAGUUCCUUUGUCUAAACAAAUCGAGCAGCUGUUAAAUCGACAACAAUUUAAUAAUCAAAAGCGAUCGCUGAUGCAAUAAAAUGAGCACCUCAGACGCAGCGCCCCUGGUUUACGACUCUGAAGCUGACGUUGAGCAUGAGGAGGCGGCGCCACGCCUACUUGAUGCUGCCCGAUCAGAGGCAGACGUCGAGGCACCAGCCCUGGCGGAACACAACGGCUCGGCCCUGGGCGCCAAAUGGUUCAUACUGGAGCCUGCUGUGUUCCUCAUAUUCCUGGCCCGCAGCUUGAUCGGGGCGGUCCUACAGAAUCAAAUUCUGUACCAAACCUGUGUGACGAUCAUGCACUACAAUGAAACCGACUGCGAGCCGCUGCUGGGCAACGAUCGCGGUUCGGAAGCUACAAAACGGCUGGAGAUUACAGUUCAGGGAUAUUCGGCGGAUAUAACAAUGGCCAUAUCGCUCUUGGAGAGCAUAAUACCCGCCUUCGUCAGCCUCUUCAUUGGACCCUGGUCGGACAAAUUUGGACGACGGCCCAUCCUGCUGACCGUCUUCACAGGCUACGUGGCCGGCGCAACGAUAUUGAUUGGCAUCGGUGAGGUGACCGCGUUCCGGAACAUCAGUCCCUGGUGGUACCUGCUGCCUUCGGUGCCGUCGGUUCUAAGCGGCGGCACUUGCGCUCUAAUCACCGGCAUUUAUUGCUACAUCUCCGAUGUGGCCAAGGAGCGCAAGCGUGCUUUGCGCAUGGUGCUAAAUGAGGCGUCGCUGUGCACCGGCAUGAUGGUUGGCAAUGUGGCCAGCGGCUACAUAUAUGCGGCUACAGAUGCGGUCACACUCUUUGCCAUUGCCGCCUGCCUUAUGUUUCUGGCCGUGCUCUAUGUGUACUUCUUUGUGCCGGAGAGCUUGCCCGACGAGGAUAUGCAUCGGGGCUCGCGUGUGCGCGAAUUCUUUCGCUUCGGCCUGGUCAAGGAUCUCGUGCGCACCUGCUUCCUGCCACGGGCCAACUACGAUCGGGCUAUCAUUUGGCUGACCAUGGUGGCGCUCACCAUAACCAUCUUCAACAUGGAGGGCGAGAACACGGUCAAUGUGCUGUACAUGCGCGAACAGUUCGACUGGACCAUCAAGGACAUCAGCCAGUUCAAUGCGGCGCGCAUUGUUAUCCAAAUAGUUGGCAGCGUCGCUGGCAUGAUUGUGCUGCGCCGCGUGCUGAAGGUGUCCAUCAUCAGCAUGGCGCUGCUCGCCCUGGCCGCCUGUGUGCUGGAGAGCACGGUGCGCGCCACAGCGCACUAUUGGUGGGAAAUGUAUUUGGGCAUGACCCUGGGCAUGAUGCGCGGCGUCCUGGGCCCCAUGUGCCGUGCCAUAUUAUCUCAUGUGGCGCCGGCAACGGAUGUGGGCAAAAUCUUUGCUCUGACCACAUCAAUGGAAAUGGUUUCACCGCUCGGUGCUGCGCCGAUUUAUACAGCUGUUUACAAGGCGACCGUGGCCUACUAUCCGGGCGCAUUCAACUUCAUAAGCGCAGGUCUAUUCUUUCUGUGUUACAUUCUGAUGGCCAUCAUCUUUGGCAUACAGAAGUCGAUGGGCAGUGCCAGCGCCUAUAAGGUCAUAGGCAGCUAACCAUCUCGUCUCUGCUUGGCUUAGUUCAAUUAAAACUUGCUAUUUGUGAUGAUGCCUAGACAGUUUUUUGUACAGUAUAUAGGAUCAGUUUUUAUAUCAGUGUGUAAAGUAUUAGCAUGAUAUUUAUCUUUUUGUUCGAAACCUAAUUGUAAUUGUAAUUGUACAUUGUUUUUCACUCAAUUUGUAAUUGCCCAUCGGAACUGACAAUGUA